AUGAAUAAUGACGAAGAGCUUACAUAUUAUCGUGAUCGUUUACUUUCAAUUAUUGAAGAAAAUUUGAAAACUUUGGUUAAACGUAAAGCCAUCGGAAGUUAUGAUCUAAAUCGUUUAUCAUCAUAUUACCUGUUGAUGCAAAAGAAAACCUAUGAGGCUGGUCAACAUGAUAUUCCGGUUGGUCUAUUGAAUUCAGUUCGUUUUACUUUCGCGAUAACUUCCAGUCUUGUCUAUGCUCUCGAUUUACUUAAAAAUUAUGGACUGAGAUCUUUUUACAAGCAUGUGAAAGGUACUAGAACUGAAGAAAGUCCCAAAGGCGGAGGUAAAAAAGGUUUCAAUUUGGGUAAUAUCUUGAAGAAAAAUACUGUUCUCCAAGAGAUAUUAGAUGAUUUGAAGAAGAAAUUUGAACCUGAUGGUAAUGUUACUUUCAAUGGUGAGCUCGAAUGUGAUACUGUCCAUUCUGUACCUGGACAUCCAAAGCUGGUCAAACUUCAAGAAAUUGUACUGAAUCAUUUUGCCACCGAAGGAUCUGAUACAAAGGUUAUGGUUUUCACCCAAUUCCGUGCCAGUGUAGAAGAGAUCACAUCUCUGUUAAGGCAACAUUCACAACUAAGACCAGUCCAGUUCGUGGGCCAAAGCAGCGCCAAGAAACGAGGUUUCUCUCAGAAACAACAAUUGGAGGUACUAAGUCGUUUUCGCGAAGGUGAAUACAAUAUAUUAGUCACUACUUGUGUAGCGAUCUUACCGGACUUGACAUCGGUAAUGUGGAUCUUAUCAUUUGCUAUGAUGCAAAUAAAUCACCUAUUCGUUUGGUUCAACGUAUGGGUCGGUAAAAAAAGAAACUCUGCAGUCAAAAGAUCAUCUUCCGGUGGAAGUACAGCUAAAAAACGUAAAAAUCGAUUCAUAUUUCAAACUGAUGAAGAGAUAGAUGAAAAUCAAGAAAAAGAACAAGAAAAAGACCAAAUUAAAGAUCCAGUAGAAGACCAAGAGAAAGCUAAAUGA
Panonychus citri (citrus red mite) is the source of this 1002-nucleotide messenger RNA. RefSeq lists its product as uncharacterized. Gene Ontology annotation, molecular function: four-way junction helicase activity; four-way junction DNA binding; 3'-5' DNA helicase activity. Bases 1 to 1002 code for a protein of 333 amino acids. The record is from RefSeq and is a predicted model, not a curated record. NCBI's taxonomy places the organism in Eukaryota, Metazoa, Arthropoda, Arachnida, Trombidiformes, Tetranychidae. The transcript has 3 exons. Gene Ontology annotation, biological process: interstrand cross-link repair; replication fork reversal; double-strand break repair via synthesis-dependent strand annealing.